Molecule: messenger RNA, 2257 nt
Organism: Calidris pugnax (ruff)
Lineage: Eukaryota; Metazoa; Chordata; Aves; Charadriiformes; Scolopacidae
Product: mucin-5AC-like
Exons: 3
Source: RefSeq, a predicted model, not a curated record
AUGGCUGUGAGCAGUGUGUGCAGGGGGGUUGGCACCGCCGGGGCUGGGGGGGUUGGCACCAACGGCACGGGGGGGGUCAGCACGACCACCGCCUCGGGGCUCGGCACGACCGCCGUGCCCGGCCCUGGCACAACGGGCAUCGCUGGCAAAGGGGGGGGUGGCACCACCAUCGCACCGAAUUUUGGCACAAAUGGCAAACCAGAGCCUGGCACCACUGGCAAAGGGGGGGUUGGCACACCAGGAGAUGGCACUGCUGGAAAAGUGGGGGUUGGCACAACUGUCACACCAAAUCUUGGCACAACUGGCAAACCAGAGCCUGGCACCACCAGCAAACCGGCUGUUGGCACACCAGGAGCUGGCACCACCAGAAAAGAGGGUGUUGGCACAAGCACUGCACCAAAUCUUGGCACAACUGGCACACCAGGACCUGGUACCAACGGUAAAGGGGGUGUUGGCACAACCAUCGCACCGAAUCUUGGCACAAGUGGCAAACCAGAGCCUGGCAUCGCUGGAAAAGGGGGUGUUGGCACAACUGUCACACCAAAUCUUGGCACAACUGGCACACCAGGAGCUGGCACCACUGGAAAAGGGGGUGUUGGCACACCAGGAGCUGGCACCACUGGUAAACAGGGUGUUGGCACAACCAUCACACCAAAUCUUGGCACAAACGGCACACCAGGACCUGGCACCACCAGAAAAGAGGGGGUUGGCACAAGCACUGCACCAAAUCUUUGCAAAAAUGGCACACCAGGAGCUGGCACCACCAGCAAACCAGCUGUUGGCACACCAGGAGCUGGCACCACUGGGAAAGGGGGUGUUGGCACAACCAUCGCACCGAAUCUUGGCACAAAUGGCACACCGGGACCUGGCAGUGCCACCAAACCAGGUGUUGGCACACCAGGACCUGGCACUGCUGGAAAAGUGGGGGUUGGCACAACCAUUGCACCGAAUCUUGGCACAAGUGGCACACCAGGACCUGGCACCACCGGCAAAGGGGGUGGUGGCACACCAGGAGCUGGCACCACCGGAAAAGAGGGGGUUGGCACAACCACCGCACCGAAUCUUGGCACAACUGGCAAACCAGAGCCUGGCACCACCAGCAAACCGGCUGUUGGCACACCAGGAGCUGGCACUGCUGGCAAAGGGGGUGUUGGCACAACUGGCACACCGAAUCUUGGCAGAACAGGACCUGGCACCAGCAAACCAGCUGUUGGCACACCAGGACCUGGCACCGCUGGCAAACAGGGUCUUGGCACAACCAUCACACCGAACCUUGGCACAACUGGCACAUCGGAGUCUGGCACCACCAGCAAACCAGGUCUUGGCACAACUGGCACACCGAAUCUCAGCACAACCAGCACACCACAUCUUGGCACAACAGGUCCUGGCACCACCGCCACAACAGGUUCUGGCACAACCAGCUCACCAGAGCCUGGCACCACCAGCAAGACAGGACCUGGCACAACCAGCACCCCGAAUCUCGGCACAACCGGCACACCACAGCCUGGCACCACCAGCACAGCGGGUGUUGGCACAACUGGCACACCAAAUCUUGGCACAACAGGUCUUGGCAUCACCAGCACACCGGGUGUUGGCACAACUGGCACACCAGGUGUUGGCACCACCACCAGCACACCAGGUGUUGGCACAACCAUCCCUCAGGGUGUUGGCACCACCACUGGCACAGCGGGUGUUGGCACAACAGGCACACCAGGUGUUGGCACCACCAGCGCACUGAAUCUUGGCAUGAGUGGGACACCAGGGUCUGGCACCACCAGCACACCGGCUGUUGGCACAACCACUCCUCAGGGUGUUGGCACCACCACUGGCACACCGGGUGUUGGCACCACCGGCACACCAGGACCUGGCACCAGCAGCACACCGGGUGUUGGCACAACCAGUACACCAGGUGUAGGCACAACUGGCACACCAGGUCUUGGCACAACCAUCCCUCGGGCUGUUGGCACAACCAGUACACCAGGGCCUGGCACCAGCAGCACACCGGGGCUUGGCACAACCAGUACACCAGGUGUUGGCACCAUGGGCACACCGGGUGUUGGUACAACGGGCACACCGGGUGUUGGCACCACCAGUACACCAGGUGUUGGCACAACUGGCACACCGGGGCUUGGCACAACGGGCACACCAGGUGUUGGCACCCCUGGGGGUGUUGGCACCACCGCCCCCCCGGCUGUUGGCACACCGGAGCCUGGCACCACCGCUGGCACCCCGGGUGUUGGCACCACGGGCACGGGGG